AUGCUGGAGGAGAAAAAGGAGAACUCUCCGCUGUCCAAUCAGCAGAGGGUUCCCACGGUGCCCAGCGGACCUGUUAAACGGGCAUUCUCACACUGUGAGUGCAGGACGCAGGACUCAGGAGGCAGGACGGAGGAGGCAGGACGGAGGAGGCAGGACUCAGGGGGCAGGACUCAGGACGGAGGAAGCAGGACUCAGGAGGCAGGACUCAGGAGGCAGGACUCAGGACGGAGGAGGCAGGACUCAGGAGGCAGGACGGAGGAGGCAGGACUCAGGAGGCAGGACUCAGGAGGCAGGACUCAGGGGGCAGGACUCAGGACGGAGGAAGCAGGACUCAGGAGGCAGGACGGAGGAGGCAGGACGGAGGAGGCAGGACUCAGGGGGCAGGACUCAGGACGGAGGAAGCAGGACUCAGGAGGCAGGACUCAGGAGGCAGGACUCAGGACGGAGGAGGCAGGACUCAGGAGGCAGGACGGAGGAGGCAGGACUCAGGAGGCAGGACGGAGGAGGCAGGACUCAGGAGGCAGGACUCAGGAGGCAGGACUCAGGAGGCAGGACUCAGGACGCCGUCCCAACAGGCCGGGUUCCUAA
This is a messenger RNA of Conger conger (European conger), 588 nucleotides long. RefSeq lists its product as uncharacterized. The record is from RefSeq and is a predicted model, not a curated record. The coding region runs from base 1 to 588 and encodes 195 amino acids. The transcript has 2 exons. NCBI's taxonomy places the organism in Eukaryota, Metazoa, Chordata, Actinopteri, Anguilliformes, Congridae.